CAAUCGAUUGUAUCCAGCUCAUAAAUGAGGAACACAUGAUAACCGGAGCUGAUGAUGGCUCUGUGUCUCUGUGGAGUGUCAACAAGAAGAAGCCUCUCAGCACAGUGAAGCAGGCUCACGGUUGCCAUGGUGACGCAGGGCUGGAGCAGCCUCAUUGGGUCGCUUCGGUUGCAGCGCUUCAGAACUCAGAUACCGUCGCCUCAGGUGCCUCUGGCUGUUCACACAACUCACAGGUGCAGCUGUGGAAGUGUGGUCCAAAUUACCGUGGGCUGGAGCCUCUCUUCAGUGUACCAGUGUCUGGUUUUGUCAACAGUCUGAAGUUUUCGAGCUCCGGUCAGUUCUUGGUGGCAGGAGUUGGACAGGAGCACAGGUAACUGAACUAAUGAUCAU
Molecule: messenger RNA, 390 nt
Organism: Plectropomus leopardus (leopard coralgrouper)
Lineage: Eukaryota; Metazoa; Chordata; Actinopteri; Perciformes; Serranidae
Source: RefSeq, a predicted model, not a curated record